Molecule: messenger RNA, 1887 nt
Organism: Gopherus evgoodei (Goodes thornscrub tortoise)
Lineage: Eukaryota; Metazoa; Chordata; Testudines; Testudinidae
Gene: SPMIP3
Product: chromosome 3 C1orf100 homolog
Exons: 4
Coding region: 1-438 (145 amino acids)
Source: RefSeq, a predicted model, not a curated record
AUGUCGUGCACAGCUAUCAGACGUCAAUUUAUAGAUCCUACACCCUACCUCCCUCCAGGCACUGUUGUUCGUCAAGGAAAGGACAUUCAAGGGUUCUAUCCUGGGCAACUAGGACGGGUACAUAAGGCAUGCAUGCCUGAAACAACUCCAGGACCUUUCAUAAAACUGCACCCAGCUCCAGUGCAGCAUGAAGUUGAAACUCAGUACCCACAUGACUUUGAUAAUUUAACUCUUCAGAGCUAUGUCCCUUUUCAAAGGACAGUGAAGAAGGCAAUGAAUGACUGGUACAAGCAAACCACGUACAAAGAGGAAUUUGCACUGCCAUUUUACAAUAUGGAACAUGAUGAGGAUAAAUACACACCGAGAACUGAUCCUGGACCACUGACAAUCUGGAGAAGCAUUGCUGAUCCAAAAAAUAUAACUUGCCCUUGCUUGUGAGAGACAAGUAUUUCAGCUGAGCUUUAAGAAAAUAAAAGCAACCCAUUGAAGUUAAUCCCAUUUAUGAGACUUUCAGAAGUCUGCUUCUGUUAAGCUAUACUGUAUCAUUUUACAGUGUAGUUUGUGUUGGUGAUGCUACUUGAAAACUUUAAUCAAGUUUUAUCUGGGAAUAUGAAUAUAUGGAUUACUUCACACAAUGGAGUCAACAGUUGGGAAUGGAGAUAAUUCCCAGCACAUGUUGCUCUUAGCUGUGCAUUUUGGGAAUAUAGUAAUCUUAUUUAGUUUAUCCUUGGGGAGGACAAUUGCAGAGACCACUCCUCAGCAACCACCCUGGUAUCAGUGGGGAGCAUCCCCAGCAUCCAUGGCCUCUAACAGUCCUUUUCUAUCCCACAUGGCUGAGAAAAGCAACAGCACUGGCUAUGGGCUGGCAGUUGAAGAAACCUCAAAGGUUGUAAAACAAAAAUAAUCAGCCAUUUUAUUAAAAAGAUUGUUCUUCCACCAAAGAGGAAGCAGGGAGCUUUGUUGCAAUACAUGAUACUCUUGAAAUCUAACAUUACCCACCUACAAAAUCAGCUGUCAUAAGAAGCAAUGGAAAACUUAAUAUAGGGCACACUUACCCCAUUUUCCUAUGAAGCAGCUAAGGAGGGGGGCCAAAACUGCAGGAAAAUAGAAGUGAACAUGGCAGAUCUUUCUCUAAAACAUCCCCACAAUAGGGGCUUUAGCAGCUGAGUUUGCUGGAGAGAAGGCCUUCAAAUCCCACAAAACCCCCACGUUGCUUAGUCCAGCAGCAAUCAGGGCUUUCUAGAUGGAUGGCUGCUCAAUACAGCUCCACUGCAACCUUCUCUCUGGCAGCACUGAUCUGAAUGCAUGAAAGGAGCUAGGCACUUAAGUGUCAAUUUUGGGAAUACGGAAAUGCACAAGACUCCUGCUGAAACUCUCUAGGUACCUAAACUCACUUGGCUCUUAAAAAAAAAAACCCCAACUUUUUUUUGGCAGUAAGAAGUCUCUAGGCAAGUAUCUUUCUGCCUCUGGGUAUGUACAUGGCUGUGUCCAUGUGGUGUCAGUUGCCUCCUCUUGUGAAAUCAGUUGCAAUAAUAUUUACUGUCUUCAAAAAGAUUUUAAAUCUCAAAAUUCUUUCUCCUUCCCCUUCCCCAAAAUGAAACAUGCUCAGACUAAAAACAAGUGUUUCAACUCUCACUAUUAACUUUUACAGGAUGAUUUAAUUCAAUGUGCAGAGUUAAAGUCUGGGUAAAGACUUCAUUCCUCCACACUGCAAAAAUACUUGUAUGUCAGUGACGUUUAUAGCAGUUUAAGGAGGCAAGACUUUUUGCUUCUCAAGAUGAGAAAACAAGAGGCCAUAGUGAGUCUCUAUCAUGAAAACGCACUUACAAAUGUAGAUUAUUAAGUAACUGCACUCAAAUAUAAAACAAUGUAAAACAUUAGAGCCUA